Conger conger (European conger) is the source of this 1917-nucleotide messenger RNA. RefSeq names its product protein c-Fos-like. The record is from RefSeq and is a predicted model, not a curated record. Gene Ontology annotation, biological process: regulation of transcription by RNA polymerase II. Gene Ontology annotation, cellular component: nucleus. Gene Ontology annotation, molecular function: DNA-binding transcription factor activity, RNA polymerase II-specific; RNA polymerase II cis-regulatory region sequence-specific DNA binding. The transcript is spliced from 4 exons. The coding region runs from base 130 to 1263 and encodes 377 amino acids. NCBI's taxonomy places the organism in Eukaryota, Metazoa, Chordata, Actinopteri, Anguilliformes, Congridae.
CCGGAUUUCAGAGUCAAUUCAGAAAAAGACGACGGAAGAACAACUUUGAGAAUUCCGAGUCAGCCAAAGGCAAUCGUCAUUUGAAACGAUUUCUGUGCUGGUCAAGUUUACCGUAGGAUUGCUACAGCGAUGAUGUAUUCAGGCUUAGGCACGGAGUGUGACUCCUCUUCCCGCUGCAGCACCGCUUCCCCGGCCGGCGACAACCACUCUUACUACCCAUCUCCAGCAGCCUCUUAUUCCAGUGUGGGCUCGCCUGUCAGUCAGUCUAUGGACUUCACUGAUCUUUCCGUUGCAAGUGCCUCUUUUGUUCCAACUGUCACUGCCAUCUCUACAACUCCAGACCUUCAGUGGAUGGUCCAGCCGACGGUCUCCUCUGUAGCACCUUCUCAGAAUCUAGUCCACCCAUACAAUGUUCAGCAUACCAACUCUGACUAUACCAGGUUGGGGAUGAUCAAGACUGCUGGAAUCAAAAGACCCAAUGGCAGGAGAGCCAAAAUGGAACAGUUGUCUCUUGAGGAGGAAGAGAAGAAAAAGAUCCGCAGAGAAAGGAAUAAGAUGGCCGCUGCAAAAUGCCGCAAUCGAAGAAGAGAACUCACUGAUACUCUACAAGCUGAAACUGAUAUUUUAGAAGAUGAGAAGUCUUCUCUGCAAAAUGAGAUUGCCAGUUUGAUGAAAGAGAAGGAAAAGCUGGAAUUCAUCCUUGCAGCACACAAACCUGUGUGCAAGAUUCCUGCAGAUUUUGACACUGGCUUCCUCGAGGCCUCCAUCUCCUCUGUGCACGGUCUAGCGGAUGACCUGACCUCCCAGACCCGGAGUACAAUCUCAGGGAACACCAUCCGGAAGGGAACUGAGACCAUCUCUCCUAAAUCUUCCCUCUUCAGCUCCAGCUCUGCCACUGAGGCUAGUACAUUGACGACUGGCAUAACAGACCUAGAGCGUUCCUUGGAGGAGUCUCUGGACCUCUUGGAAUCAUUGCAGAAGUCAUCAUCAGAUGCUGCCCAAUCUGUUCCUGACACUGACCUGUCCAGCUCUUUCAAUGCGCCAGACUGGGAAGCCCUUUGCAUGCCGUCCAUGACUGACAUUGAGCCUCUGUGCACACCAGUGGUGACUUGCACCCCUUCUUAUACAUACACAUCUUCAUUUGUCUUUACUUACCCAGAGGACAAUAUGCUUGCCACUUGUGGAGUAGCCCACAGAAGAGGAAGUAACAGCAAUGACCAGUCUUCAGACUCCCUCAGUUCUCCCACCCUGCUUGCCCUGUGAAGCUCAAAUGAGCUUCCAGGUUCUUUAAUUCAGUAUAUUUAAGGACAUACAGAUCACAGGGCUAUGACAUGGACUCAUCGGGAGGAUGUUUAAAAAAACAAAAAAAAACUUAAAUAUCAAUUAUACUUACUGCUUUCAAAUAUGUGACAAGAGCAUGUAUAAAAUACCAUCAUGUAUUCUGACUGCUGUUGUCUAAAGCAUGUCGCAUUAUACCAUGCUAAAUCCAUUUAUUAGGUCUUCUACAAAUUCUUUUUUCCAUUAUUGGUGCUAGGUUGUACAGUUAUAUUAGUUUGCUACAGUUUACGAAAUGUGCUCAAAGCAAUGGUGAUGCAUCAGGAAAGAAAGUUAUUUUUGUAAUUAAAGUCCUGAAGUUCCCUCUAGGAAAGAUUUCUAUACUAUUUGAAAAUUAAAAUUGUAGUUUUCUGGUUAAUUAAAUUGUUUACUGUUUAAUAAUACGUGUUGCGCCUUACCAUAGUCUGAGUGGUCUAAAUACUUCUGAGAGUUUUCUGUGAAAACGCAUGUAUCAUGUAUGAUUGUAUGAUGUAUUUCAAUUAUAGGCUAAUAUUUUACGGAGUAUAGGCUACGCCUAAUUCUGAUUGUUGUCACGAGCAAAAUAUUGUUUUGUCAGUAACCGACAAUAAACAUUUGAAUGCA